AUGCUUUCAAGGGCCAAACCUGCUGUAGGCGGGGACCCACCGCACACUGACAAAAGGAAGAAGAAAGGUAGGAAGAUUCCAAAGCUAGAGGAGCUACUUUCACAAAGAGAUUUCACUGGAGCUAUUACCCUGUUGGAGUUCAAACGUCAUGUUGGGGAACAAGAAGAGGAUACUAAUUUGUGGAUUGGAUACUGUGCUUUUCACCUGGGUGACUACAAGAGAGCUUUGGAGGAAUAUGAAAAUGCAACAAAAGAAGAAAAUUGCAAUCCUGAAGUCUGGGUGAACCUAGCCUGUACCUACUUCUUUCUUGGAAUGUAUAAACAAGCUGAAGCAGCUGGAUUUAAAGCUCCAAAAAGCCGACUUCAAAACCGCCUCCUCUUCCACUUGGCUCACAAGUUUAAUGAUGAGAAGAAACUGAUGAACUUCCAUCAGAAUCUUCAGGAUAUCACAGAAGAUCAGCUCAGUUUGGCCUCAAUCCACUAUAUGCGAUCUCACUACCAAGAAGCCAUUGAUAUUUACAAGCGAAUACUGCUAGAUAACAGGGAAUACCUUGCCCUCAAUGUUUAUGUGGCCCUAUGUUACUACAAGUUGGAUUACUAUGACGUGUCUCAAGAAGUUCUGGCUGUUUAUCUUCAGCAGAUUCCUGAUAGCACCAUCGCGCUCAAUCUUAAGGCCUGUAAUCAUUUUCGCCUUUACAAUGGCAAAGCCGCUGAGGCAGAACUCAAAAGCUUGAUGGACAACGCUUCUUCUUCCUUUGAAUUUGCUAAAGAGCUCAUCAGGCACAAUCUGGUAGUUUUCCGAGGAGGAGAAGGGGCUUUGCAGGUUUUGCCUCCCCUGGUUGAUGUCAUUCCUGAAGCUAGGCUAAACUUAGUGAUUUACUAUCUUCGUCAAGAUGAUGUACAGGAAGCUUAUAACUUAAUUAAGGAUCUGGAACCUACUACUCCUCAGGAGUAUAUCCUCAAAGGAGUGGUCAAUGCAGCCCUUGGCCAGGAAAUGUGUUCGAGGGAUCAUAUGAAAAUUGCCCAGCAGUUCUUCCAGUUGGUGGGAGGAUCAGCUAGCGAAUGUGAUACAAUACCAGGAAGGCAGUGCAUGGCUUCCUGUUUCUUCCUGCUUAAGCAGUUUGAUGAUGUCUUGAUUUACCUCAACUCAUUUAAGAGUUACUUCUAUAAUGAUGACAUCUUUAACUUUAAUUAUGCCCAAGCCAAAGCUGCAACUGGUAAUACCAGUGAGGGUGAAGAGGUUUUCCUUUUAAUCCAAAGUGAGAAGAUGAAAAAUGACUACAUUUACCUCAGUUGGUUAGCUCGGUGCUACAUUAUGAAUAAGAAGCCAAGACUAGCCUGGGAGCUUUAUCUCAAGAUGGAAACCUCUGGCGAGUCCUUUAGCCUCCUGCAGCUCAUUGCUAAUGACUGCUACAAGAUGGGCCAGUUUUACUAUUCAGCAAAAGCAUUUGAUGUCUUAGAGAGGCUGGACCCCAACCCUGAAUACUGGGAAGGCAAGCGGGGUGCCUGUGUGGGCAUAUUCCAGAUGAUCUUGGCUGGGAGGGAACCCAAAGAGACCCUUCGAGAAGUGCUCCACUUACUGAGAAGCACGGGUAACCCGCAGGUCGAGUACAUCGUCCGGAUCAUGAAGAAAUGGGCCAAGGAAAACAGAGUGCCUGUCUAA
Molecule: messenger RNA, 1662 nt
Organism: Budorcas taxicolor (takin)
Lineage: Eukaryota; Metazoa; Chordata; Mammalia; Artiodactyla; Bovidae
Gene: IFT56
Product: intraflagellar transport 56
Exons: 17
Coding region: 1-1662 (553 amino acids)
Biological process (GO): intraciliary transport involved in cilium assembly; intraciliary anterograde transport
Cellular component (GO): ciliary basal body; ciliary base; intraciliary transport particle B
Molecular function (GO): intraciliary transport particle B binding; protein binding
Source: RefSeq, a predicted model, not a curated record